GAGGUCGACGAACAGAUGCUCAAUGUGCAGAACAAAAACUCUUCAUACUUUGUGGAGUGGAUUCCUAACAACAUCAAGGCUUCAGUGUGCGACAUCCCCCCAAAGGGCCUCAAGAUGGCAGUUGCCUUCGCAGGUAAUUCAACAGCGAUUCAGGAAAUGUUUAAGCGUGUAGCAGAGUACUUCACGGCGAUGUUCCGGCGCAAGGCCUUCCUGCACUGGUACACCGGCGAGGGCAUGGACGAGAUGGAGUUCACCGAGGCGGAGAGCAACAUGAACGACCUUGUCUCGGAGUACCAGCAGUACCAGAUGCCCUCUGAUAAGACGAUCGGAGGCGGCGACGAUGCCUUCAACACGUUCUUCUCCGAGACUGGCGCUGGCAAGCACGUCCCCCGCUGUGUGAUGGUCGACCUAGAGCCCACUGUGGUCGAUGAAGUACGCACGGGUACAUACCGUCAGCUGUUCCACCCUGAGCAGCUCAUCUCGGGCAAGGAGGACGCCGCGAACAACUUCGCGCGAGGCCACUACACCAUCGGCAAGGAGAUCGUCGACCUCGUCCUGGAUCGGAUCAGGAAGUUGGCCGACAACUGCACUGGCCUCCAGGGCUUCAUGAUCUACAAUGCCGUCGGCGGAGGCACCGGCUCCGGGCUCGGUUGCCUGAUGCUGGAGCGCUUGUCUGUGGAUUACGGGAAGAAGACGAAGUGCUCUUUCACUGUGUGGGCGUGCCCGCAGGUCGCCACGGCAGUGGUGGAGCCCUACAACACUGUUCUCUGCGUGCACUCCCUCCUGGAGCACACAGAUGUCACCAUCAUGUAUGACAACGAGGCAUUGUACGAUAUAUGCCGCCGCAACCUUGACAUCGAGCGCCCUACUUACACCAACCUGAACAGGCUGCUGGCGCAGAUCAUCUCCUCGCUGACUGCGUCGUUGCGCUUCGACGGUGCUCUGAACGUGGACAUCACCGAGUUCCAGACGAACUUGGUGCCCUACCCACGCAUCCACUUCAUGCUCUCCAGCUAUGCACCCGUGAUCUCUGCGGAGAAGGCGUACCAUGAACAGCUGUCAGUGGCGGAGAUCACCAUGUCCGUCUUCGAGCCCGCAUCCAUGUUCGUGAAGUGCGACCCUCGUCAUGGUAAGUAUAUGGCAUGCUGUAUGAUGUACCGCGGAGACGUAGUGCCCAAAGAUGUGAACGCUGCGGUAGCUACUAUAAAGACCAAGCGCACCAUUCAAUUCGUGGAUUGGUGCCCCACGGGCUUCAAGUGCGGCAUCAACUAUCAGCCUCCCACAGUGGUCCCUGGUGGCGACCUGGCCAAAGUCAUGCGCGCCUGCUGCAUGAUCAGCAACUCCACCGCCAUCGCAGAGGUCUUCUCGCGCAUCGACCACAAGUUCGACCUCAUGUACUCGAAGCGCGCGUUCGUGCACUGGUAUGUGGGCGAGGGCAUGGAGGAGGGCGAGUUCUCCGAGGCUCGCGAGGACCUGGCGGCGCUGGAGAAGGACUACGAGGAGGUGGGCAUCGAGACCGCAGAGGGCGAGGGCGAGGAAGAGGGCUACGGCGACGAGUUCUGCUUCGGGGUCACCAGACCAAGCAGUGGGAUCCCGGCUGCAGAAGUAAAGGCGGACGUCGCAUGGAUCAUUUCUCGAAUGAAGCGGAACGAGGAUAGCGCUGAAGACUGCUUGGUGGCCGGGAUGUUGAAGGGGGGCGGGAACGAUAUCAUGAAUCCCAUCGCGGGGGUUUUUGCUGUCUUGCUCAACGGCGUGUCCCGGGCCCCGGCAAAGUUCUGGGAAGUAAUCUCUGAUGAACAUGGUAUAGAUCCUACAGGCACUUAUCAUGGAGAUUCCGACCUCCAGCUCGAGCGCAUCAACGUCUACUACAAUGAGGCCACAGGGGGCCGUUAUGUUCCGCGCGCUGUGCUGAUGGAUUUGGAGCCAGGCACCAUGGACAGCGUCCGUGCAGGACCUUUUGGCCAGCUUUUCCGUCCGGACAACUUCCGGUGGCGGAUUUGGUCAGACCGGCGCAGGUAA
Messenger RNA from Prorocentrum cordatum, 2019 nucleotides. NCBI's taxonomy places the organism in Eukaryota, Dinophyceae, Prorocentrales, Prorocentraceae. The record is from the annotation of a GenBank genome assembly.